Molecule: messenger RNA, 822 nt
Organism: Meloidogyne enterolobii
Lineage: Eukaryota; Metazoa; Nematoda; Chromadorea; Rhabditida; Meloidogynidae
Source: the annotation of a GenBank genome assembly
CUCCCACCAAACUAUCUUUAAUUAAUUAUUUUAAUUCACGGGUCAUUCGCCUAAGUUUAAGACUAAAAUUAAGGCUAACUUUUCACUAUAAAAGCACUACAAAUUUUUUCAAAAAACAAAUCUUCUUCUUCUUCUCUUCCGUCGACGCCAACGUAUCGCUGCCUGCAACAACAAAGAUGAUCCAUCCCAUGAUGAACAAUCCAAUGUGUGGCCCGUAUCCUGUGACGCUCCAGUGCAACAACUGUGGCGCAGAAGGUCUAACGAGGGUCGUGAAGGAUCCAAACAAUAUGUUCGCCAUAGGAUGUAUCGUGGUAACUCUGAUCGGCGGCUUCUGUCUUACUCCUCUUCUCUGCUGCUGGACCUCGGCCUUCGACUAUAGCCAUCACUGCUCGGUAUGCGGAACUUUGUUGGGCGCCAACAAACAUUAAAACGAGGAAAGAGAUGGACAAAACUUGAUAUAAAUAAAUAUUGUUUUGCUAUUGUAUUUUUUGUUUUGCCCAAAAUUGUUGUUGUAUUUAGCUUGUAUUGUGUAAUUUAUAGUGAAUAAAAAAAUUGAAUAUCUUUCCGUUUUUGAUUGCCGAUUUGUAGUAUAAAAAUGCUUAAAUAAACAAUCCUCAAGGCUUAAAAGUUGAAGCUGAGAAAAUGUCCAGGACACUUAAAUCUCUCCCCUUUUCAUUAUCCUUCAUUAUCCCUCCCUACAUUUCUGCUUAUAUUUCAAACAAAAGCAGUUGGAAAGCUUUACUCCCUAUAUUAAAAACUUUUUAAAACAACCUUGCCUUGCAAAACACCUCUUUGUCAAACGUCAAAGCAUCGCUGCAAGCU